CUUGCGAAACGUCAAAAAUAAAAUUUGUCAAAAGGAAAAACAAAAAUAUUUUGUGUUAAUGUCAUUUUAUCAUUUUAUUUUUAAUCUUUUACAAUAAAAACGUAUUUGUAAGAAGCGAAAAAUUGGGUGUUGCAAAUUAUUGGCAUAGGAAGUGAUGAACAAUAGCAACAGAAUGUCAGAACCAGCAACGCCAGCAUUACAGCCAAGUUAUAUGAAAAUUUUCGUGCAAAGAGAUUACAGUGAUGGAACAUCAGUUAAAUUCCAGACCAGAUUUCCAUCGGAAUUGGAAGGACGUAUUGAACGACACAUUUUCGAAUCAACAAUAAAUCGAUUAAACGAAUACUUUGCUGAGGCUGAAAAGGGGUCAUGCAGUACAUACUGCGAGGGUUGUUUGGCCUGCAUUACCGCUUAUUUGGUGUAUAUGUGUUCCGAAACACAUUACGAAAAGUGUCUUCGUAAAAUAUCUAAAUACAUUGCUUCCCAAAAUGAACGCAUUUACAAUCCUAAAGGACUUCAAUUAACAGAUCCAACAUAUCGAGGGCUUCGCGUCAUAGAAAUAUCUAUUUUAGACCGGCCAAUGCGUACUUGACUGUCGCUAUCCCAUUCGACAGAAGAGUUUUUUAUGUAAUAAUCCCGUGUAUUGAUAGUGUCUCAACAACAACAACAACAAAAAACUGUUACAUUGAAUAUGGAAA
Bradysia coprophila is the source of this 695-nucleotide messenger RNA. RefSeq names its product golgin subfamily A member 7. Gene Ontology annotation, biological process: protein targeting to membrane; peptidyl-L-cysteine S-palmitoylation. The record is from RefSeq and is a predicted model, not a curated record. Gene Ontology annotation, cellular component: palmitoyltransferase complex. Lineage: Eukaryota; Metazoa; Arthropoda; Insecta; Diptera; Sciaridae.